AUGUCUGCAUUUAUCAAAACAAUUGCUUUUAACAAUCCCAGGAAACUAAUUUCUAACGUAUUUAUCCGAACAUUCACAAAAGCAGAACUACCGCAGUUUGAAACUCUAGCCGUGUCUGUUCCGAAGAAACAUGUCUAUCAUGUGGAGCUGAACAGGCCUAAGAAGUCUAACUCUUUCACUAGGACUAUGUGGCAAGAAAUAAAUAACUGCUUCACGACACUGAGCUUGAUUCCGGAAUGCAGAGUGAUUGUGGUGUCUGGGCAGGGCAAACAUUUCUGUGGUGGUAUUGAGUUGCAGAGCUUGGUACAGCUAGCUGCUGAGGCUGAUGAACUAGAAGAUGUGGCGAGGAAAGCUCGCUACCAUUACAACUUCAUCAAAUAUGCUCAGGAAACAAUAUCUUCGCUAGAGGAGUGUGUGAAGCCCGUGAUCACAGUGACCCACAACGCCUGCAUCGGCGCCGGGGUCAACUUGAUCACUGCUGCCGAUAUGAGAUACUGCACAGAGGACUGUUGGUUCUCAGUGCGAGAGGUGGAUGUCGGUCUUGCACCCGAUGUAGGCACUCUACAGAGACUACCUAAGAUAGUGGGUAACGCGUCAGUGGCCAGAGAGCUUUGUUUCACCGGCAGAAACUUCGACGCUAAAGAGGCGAAAGAAAUUGGUCUAGUCAGUGAGAUUUUCCCUGAUAAGGAAACUGCCCUGACGAAAGUGCUUGAGAUAGCUGAAAACAUAGCGGCCAAGAGUCCCGUAGCGGUGCAGACUACUAAGAUCAACCUCGUCUACUCACAGAGUAGACCUAAUAAGGACGGGUUGGAACAUGUUCGUCUCCUAAACUCAGUGAUGAAUCAAGGCGAAGAUUUGACGAAGGCGGCUAUAGCUCAAGCCACCAAGAGCCCCGUACCAGAGUUCGAUAAUGUUUAA
Molecule: messenger RNA, 918 nt
Organism: Spodoptera littoralis (African cotton leafworm)
Lineage: Eukaryota; Metazoa; Arthropoda; Insecta; Lepidoptera; Noctuidae
Source: the annotation of a GenBank genome assembly